CUGCUGCGGCUGGGCGAUGGCCAACCCCGCCCCUGAACUGGACGAGGAUUGCGAACUGAAUUCCAUCGAUACAAUGCACGACUUUUGCUGCGAUCUGCACGACGAAAGCCCCCAUUUCAGCCACUGCCAGAUGGAGUGGCACGAGAAGAUCCACUACAGGACGGAUCAGGAGGAGCAGACGUACAUGUUUUGCACCGCCGAAUGCACUUUCAAUAGCACCGAUUUCGUGGGCAGCAAUCGCCAGUCGCUGGAUCUCGCAGCGGUUCGUGAACAUUUGGAGAGCGAACUGGCCAACGAUGAGGAUGAGGCACUGCUCUAUCAGACAUACAGCCAGUGCGAAAAACACGCCCUCUCGUUGCUGCCCCACAAGAGCGUUAAGUUGCUGGCCAAGCGCAUGGCUAGUUUCGGAUGCCAUCCGUUUGCCGGUCUUGUCAUAGAGUGUGUGGCCAACGAGAUGAUCCUCAACUGCCCGGCCAAGCGCUUCCAUCAGACGCCGCAGUGCGUGGAGACCCGCAACCAGCUGCGCCAAUGCAAGCAGUCCCUGAAGUAAAUAUCCUAAAGUGAU
Drosophila persimilis is the source of this 565-nucleotide messenger RNA. RefSeq lists its product as uncharacterized. NCBI's taxonomy places the organism in Eukaryota, Metazoa, Arthropoda, Insecta, Diptera, Drosophilidae. The coding region runs from base 17 to 550 and encodes 177 amino acids. The transcript is spliced from 4 exons. The record is from RefSeq and is a predicted model, not a curated record.